AUGGAAUGUCGAUGUGGAGCACACUUCUGCUACGUCUGCCUGGACACAUAUGACACGUGUAACGGACGCUGCGACGAUGAAGACGAAGAGUAUGAAAAUGACGACGAUGAUGAGGCACCCGAAGAACCCGAUGAGGCUGAGCUUCCACCUGGCCCGAACGAUACACCGACUCUUUCUAAUGAGGCAUCUCAAAUUCAAGGGACUGUUGACGACAUAGCAAGCGCGACGCCACAACCGGCUCCACGGCCACGUAACCUUGACGGCGGAGGACAUCGCUACUGGGAAGAGCAAGAUCUGAAUUUUGGCGAGGAACCAACAGAAGACUACCAAGACCGCUCUUGGAACUGUUACCAUGACUUCAGGCCAUCCACAACCACACUCGCAAAAGCUCUGACUAGCCAUUCUGCUGCCGAGAUGGAGUGUGUGAAAUGCUGGUGUCCGAUAAAUCCAGAGAUCAAAGCACCUAGUACUGCGUCAAAUACCGAGGUCAAGGUGAAGACUGUCCCGGCAGGCGCAAGAGAAGCGAUUCGAAGUAUUCCACAGGGAGUGAACCGGGGUCGUAGACGAGGAAGAUAUUUACCUCCUCGUGGACCCUUCCGAGCCGAUGACACGAUCGGAACCGCGCCUCAUCUCACCACCACAGUAUCUUCUCCGCUGUCUCAAAGCGUACCAACGCGCGAAACUUCGUUCAUGGAAGAUGUUCGGUAUGCUUCCGACCGGGUAGUAGACACCUACGGCAACGUUAUCGCGACGACAGAAAUAGUGCUUCGGCGCCGAGCAUCUGAAGUUUCUUUCGAUGACAGUGAAGCCUUCCGAGAUACAUUCAAGACUCCAUCGACUAUCUUCUCCGAUCCAACUACCAAGUUCAGCCUCGCGCAUGAAUGUCGCGAUUGUGCCUUGAUCGGGUCGCGGCGAAAGCUGUGGUCUGACCACAAGCACAAAACAGACUCUGAUGUGCCGUGGUCUAACCCCGUCGAGCCCAUCGCACGUACUGACUCAGGGCCGUCGUAUGGCCACGCGAGUAACGCACGUACUGAUUCAGAGUUGUUCUCCAACCACCAGCUCGCCCCAGAUCAGUUUCCUAGCUACCGGCUCGCCCCGGAGCAGUUUUCUAGCUACACGCCCACCUCGGGGCCGUGGUAUGGUGAUCAGUCCGAUGUGGCGUCGGAAUCUACCUAUCUGUCCAACUUGAAGCAGUCAUCCGGUCACAGGUAUCAGCCUGAGUCAUGGCCUAGCUACCAGCCUGACUCUGGCUCUGAACUGAGGCCUGAAGGUCUCUCCAAGAAGUUACAGGAAAAGGCAAACGCAGUAGAAGAGAAGGCAGCCAAGACGGAUGACAAAGCGGAAGGGAAACAGGCAUCUUACUUCCAAUCUGGAUGGGACCACGAACGGAAGACAUACUUUUAUAUCGAUGACGAAACUGGCUCGAAGGUGUACAUGCCAAAGUCGUCUAGUACAUCACAAUGGGAAUGGGACUCGACACGGCAUAAAUACUAUUACAUCGACCCCAACGAUGGAUCGAGAACGUAUAAUACCUGGUCAUGGGAUGAGAAACGGCGCAUGUAUUAUUACAUCAGUGAAGGAUCGAGAAUGUAUGUUUCCGGACCCCACAGUCAUCACGAUGCACCAAGGGCGUAUUCAGACGGAUCGUACAUUAGCCACAACGAGGGAUCAAGGAUGUUUUCAGAUACGUCGCACGUCGCUAGAACGCAGCGAAGUGCCGAAAUAAGCCCAGAGUGGACGAAGACUCAAACUGAAGCGGAAGAGAGGGACGGGCUUGAGAUGAACACCGGGUGGCCUUUCACCGAUCAGAGCGCUGCAACUUUUCAGGCCUCCACAUCACCAAACAUAGCUGCCAACCUUGCGGAUGGAAUUGCUUCCGAAGAGCUGUUCAACACCGAUGAUAAUGCACAGAUUUGGGAAACAUCAAACUAUCCCCGAGAUGCAUAUGAUAUUACAUCGAGAGCUGUAACGAAGACUGAUGAUGAACCUAUACCUAACGCAGACCGCGAUAAUACUUCCGACAACGGCGACGUGCAUAACUUCAACGACGCGAUGCGUGAUCUAGCUUUGGGUGAUUAUAGAGAAGACGUAAGCGAUAGCGGAGCCGAAUUCGACCGGAAGGCCUCUUGUGUUACUGAUUCAAACCUUGGGUUCGACAGUAGUCAAGACGUAAACAUUGCCGCAUACGAAGCCAGUUUGGACACACACAGGCUGCCUUACUGUAUGCCUUUGGAGAAAUCGUCCUUAAAUAACUGGAAAGAGAUCCAAUCGGGGCUUCCUGCUGAUUGGCAGUGGGAUGUCGAAUACGAUGCUAUGCAUACCGAACAUGGUUGGCAGCACGGGUGUUGGACUUGUACUCCUUUGGAACCAGACAAGCCCAAACAGUUUCCUCUCACUAUCGCGAAUGAUCCGGUUGUACUCCCAGUGGAGUAUCAGUGGCCUCCUAUUGGCGGAGUGGCUCCACCACCUGAUCCGCGGCCUGAAGCACCAAUCGAUUGUCGGGCCGGAAUAUCCAUCGAGCUUGUGAAAGACCUCUUCUCGACGUUUAGGAGGAGUAUAGGGUUCUAUGUUCUGAUCAACGGACUUCUUCAGGUCAUUGUGCCAAAGGACUAUGACACCAGCUGGGCAUCCUCACACCUUCCGCACAAAUAUGGUGGUCUCAAGGUCUGUUACAUCGAACAGACUCUCAAGCCAACCAUGUUGCCAACGAGGACACAGAAUAAUUGGACCACACCUCAAGGACGCUCAAUCGGGUCCCCAAGUGCCUCUAAUAUGUCCUCGGCGGCUCGCCCAUUAGCCCUCGCCGAUAACCCGUCACUUAAGCUCAAUGACCUUAUAGAAGCUCGUCCAAUGUCUAAUCAUCGAAAAGAGAAGUUUUCUGGACGCAUCGGCCUCAAAGUAAAAUCAGGCGGCGUUCCUUUCUUGGUGAUGUCUACCCAUGUUAUUACUGAAGCGAUCCUGGCAAGAUCUCGCCGAGACGCUAUACUUGGUCGCAAACGUAUCGAACGCCUAACGAGGCUAAACGGUAAUUGGAAUGAUCGCGCCGUGAUCUUCACCGGUAGUAAAAAGAUCGGAACAGUUCACCAAAGUUUUGACAAGGAAGCGGAGAUUUAUCCGAACGGAUUUAAUCACGAUGUCACACUUGUCAAGCCUACGUCUCAGACCUUAGUGAAGGACGUUGUGUCCCCCGUUGCCGAUCUUGGGUGGCUCGAUCACGACUCCUGGGCUUCGCUCCGCCAACAAACCACGACCGUUAAUAUUCUAGCUGACACGGAAAGCUCGCAGUCAGUGAAGAGUAUCAAGUGUAGACGUCCAUCUGAUGUUCUUGUCGUAGGGGAAGGCAUCUUCCUCAAUCACAAAGUGGCAGCAGGUAGUUCAAAGGAUCUCAAAGAGCACGACGCGUCGAUAUGGAAGGACCUCGUAUCGCGCGCACUAUUGUACCGCGUGUACCCUGACUUCGACCCACCAAAUGGCUACAGUGGCACCGCGCUCUACGCGUAUGGAAUGAGGACAACUGGAACGGAAGGCCCGGGUAUCGUCGGUUUCCAAAGCUUCGUGCAGCGCAGCGGCCAUGUGCAGAAUUUCAAGAUAGAAGGUCCUGCACUCGAGCAGAGGUUGCAACUUGGAAGAGUGGCGUUUUACGGAGCGUUCGAAGUUCCUGCUGAGCUGAAAAGAUACGAAAUAGUUUGA
This is a messenger RNA of Alternaria atra, 3693 nucleotides long. RefSeq lists its product as uncharacterized. The coding region runs from base 1 to 3693 and encodes 1230 amino acids. The record is from RefSeq and is a predicted model, not a curated record. The transcript has 3 exons. Lineage: Eukaryota; Fungi; Ascomycota; Dothideomycetes; Pleosporales; Pleosporaceae.